AUGGUGAGCUUGCUGACAAGACGACUGCUUAGGGAAUGGAAAAAUUUGACUCGUUAUAGUGCACAUUUUGCCGAUAGAAGGAAUGUUUUAUUCCAUUUGAAACCUCAGGAUUCGAAUUUGCAUAUUUGGCAUUUGGUUUUGUAUGAUCCCACAACGUCUGUCGAGCUUUAUCUGAAAUUGCUCAUUGGGUCUGAAGAGGAACCGGCGAUUAUUUUGAAAUGUCUGACCCCGAACGAAUUAUACCCGACAAAUAGGAAUAUCUCAUUGACACAUCUGAACUGCUUAUUGAUAUAUCGUGGCUUAACGCCCUUUUUGCAACAUAUUUGGAGACAUUUCUUUGAGAAAAGUGCGGUUGAAGUGAGCUCUGAGAAGUCUAGGUUGACAAUAGCAUGGAACAGAAUUAUUUGUAAGAAUUUCAAGAACCUGUUCCCCGAGCUUUUGGGGACUCUUGCUCCAGGAGAUUACCAGUUGGUCAAGGAUCACUACCGCAAUACUGUCAAUAGUCAAGUUGAAUCGGUUACUAAUACCGGCAGGGAUAAAGUUGAAGAGAGUUGCACAACAAAUAACCUCAUCGCGUGCGAUGGGGAAUUGCAUAACAGGGGACCUGUGCUUAAACGAAGGCAGGAUACAUCCGAUUCAAAUGAUUUGGAACCAAGUGGAAAAAGGUUUAGGAGAUGA
Messenger RNA from Torulaspora delbrueckii, 678 nucleotides. It is a transcript of the gene UBS1, whose product is annotated as Ubs1p. Lineage: Eukaryota; Fungi; Ascomycota; Saccharomycetes; Saccharomycetales; Saccharomycetaceae. The record is from RefSeq and is a predicted model, not a curated record. Bases 1 to 678 code for a protein of 225 amino acids. The transcript has a single exon.